Messenger RNA from Aspergillus pseudotamarii, 600 nucleotides. RefSeq lists its product as uncharacterized. The annotation marks the transcript as partial. The record is from RefSeq and is a predicted model, not a curated record. The transcript has a single exon. Lineage: Eukaryota; Fungi; Ascomycota; Eurotiomycetes; Eurotiales; Aspergillaceae.
UCUCUCUCUCUCUCUCUCUCUCUCUCUCUCUCUACCUUAGUACGGAGGAGUGGCUGUCGCUUCCAAAUGGAAUGUAUCUUGCUAGUGUGGAAUGUUAUUGAUUUUGAAUUUUCAUUUUAUUUUAUUUUAUUUUAUUUUAUUAUAUUAUAUUAUUGUCCUUACCUUUCUUUCUCCUUCUUCGUCUGGGUUUGAGUUUUCAAAGGCCGCCCUCACCAAUAUGAUAGCAUAUACCAAUAGAGUAGUAAUUGUAGUCGUUAUAGGAUACUUAACUGUAGUGGGCUAUCGGCUUGUCUAUCCAUGGGAGAGUCGGCCGGAAACAAGUUCCAUGAGGUUUUGCCGAAGUGUUUGCCGGAUGAAGAAGGGGCUGGCUGCAUAUUGUCUGGAUUGUGCAUACGGAGUAUGGACAUUAGCCAUGACGUCCGUCAGACAAGGGAUGAUAGGAUAGUUCUUCCACUUGCCGACUAACCAUGCAGAAUGAUGAGACAUGUCACUACCACUACUACUACUUAGGAGUACGGAAUACACGGAAAUAAUCCGAACAAAUCCCGAGUCAUGCUUGCAUCUGUCAAUUGCAUCGAACAAACAUGCAGGCACUCAUUC